Molecule: messenger RNA, 1359 nt
Organism: Colletotrichum spaethianum
Lineage: Eukaryota; Fungi; Ascomycota; Sordariomycetes; Glomerellales; Glomerellaceae
Product: ribosome biogenesis protein nsa2
Exons: 2
Coding region: 1-1359 (452 amino acids)
Biological process (GO): rRNA processing; ribosomal large subunit assembly
Cellular component (GO): nucleolus
Molecular function (GO): 5S rRNA binding
Source: RefSeq, a predicted model, not a curated record
AUGCCUGUUCUCAAGCCCCUUUCGGGCGACGGUGAUGCGCCGCAGCAACACAAGCAACCCUCGAGAAAAGGCAAGAAGGCGUGGCGGAAGAACGUCGACGUUACCGAGGUGCAGGACGGUCUUGAUGAGCUGAACAAGCAAAUCAUCACGGGUGGUGUCGUCGCAGAGAAGGACUCGGCCGACCUCUUCACCCUCGACACCGUCGGCAAGAUCGAGAAGCGCCCCAAGCCUAAGAAGACCCUUAAGUCGGAAGAGAUUAUUGCCGCCCGCUCCUCCGUGCCCGCCGUCUCCUCCCGCAAGAAGCGCGAAAACGAAAGCACCAAGACGGCCAACGGCCUCCUGCCCGUGAAGCGCCAGCGCACCGACUGGGUCUCGCACAAGGAGCUCGACCGCCUGCGCAGGGUCGCCGAUGGUCAAGAAGAGUCGAGCAUUAUUCCCCAGGAAGCGACGUAUGAUCUCUGGAGCGCCACCGCGCCUGCCGUUGUAGCGGCGGCAAAGGCGGACCCCAGCACCACCAAGGAAGACAACUUCCUCCCGCCCGUGGUGAAAGCCAAGCCUCCCAAGACACUCAAGCACAAGCCUCUUUCCCUUGCCGCCAGCGGCAAGCAGAUCCCUGCGGUUCUCAAGCCGACGGGUGGUUACUCGUACAACCCGACGUUCGACGACUACGCCGACAGGCUCGAAGAGGAGAGCGCCAAGGCAGUGGCGGCGGAGCAAGCGCGUCUGGCCGCCGAGGAGGCGGAGCGCGUCAAGCGUGAAGCCGUCGCCCGGUCCGCAGCCGAGGCCGAGGCGGCCGAGGCCCGCGCACAGCUGUCCGAGUGGGAUGAAGACUCGGCCUGGGAAGGGUUCGAGAGCGGCGUCGACGACGACAAACCGUCCCUGAAGCGACCGCAGCGCAAGACGCCGCAACAGAGAAACCGCAUCAAGCGUCGCAAGGAGGCCGAGCGCGAGGCCAAGCACCAGCUUGCGAUGAAGAAGAAGGCAGCGCAGGCGGAGCAGAUUAAGCAGAUCGCCGCGGAGAUUGCCGAGCGGGACGCAUCCAAGAACGCGCUGGCGUUGGCGAAGGAGGUCGGUGAGGGCAGUGACGCGGAUGAUGAUGACGAGGUCGUCGACGAGGGCCGUCUGAGGAGGAGACAGCUCGGCAAGAUGAAGCUGCCGGAGAAGGACCUUGAGCUGGUGCUCCCUGAUGAGCUUCAGGAUUCGCUGCGCUUGUUGAGACCGGAAGGAAAUCUGCUCAAGGACCGGUACCGCAGUCUGCUCGUCCGCGGCAGGGUGGAGGCCAGGAGACAUAUUCCGUUCAAGAAGCAGGCGAGGACGAAACUCACGGAGAAGUGGUCGUACAAGGACUUCAAGAUUUAA